GAGGGUAGCAACAGUUGCCCCGGUGAAGGCAAAGGCGCCAUAGUCACGGUAGUCCUGGCGACAAGAGCCAAGCAACGGGAGUCAACAACAACAACCUAAAUCUAAAGGAAAAAAAACUUUAACGACAAAAAGGACAAUACUGGGAUAAACUAGAGCCAUAGAACCAGUUGCCUCAAAGGAUCGGUUGCCAUGGCAACUUCUGGGUACUCGGAAGACCUUCAGCCUCAGCAGGCCAACUCGGUAGCCAUAGCAACACCUGCUGCCGCCACACCCUCAACCGCAAAGACGGCACACUUCCUGUCUGAGAUCCCCCCAACCUCUGGAACCGCUGCAACAGCCAACCAAUCCGCCACUGCCUCAAAAACAGGACAGGACGCACUUUGUUCUCAAGCGCCGCCCACCCAGGCCCAGAGCCUGAAGGCAGUGGUUCUGACCACUCCCACGCAGCACUAUGUAACCUCUGACAUCCAGCACUCUGCAGUCCAGAAGAAUAAUGGUCAGAGCGGCUCGCCUCAGUACAUCAUAGUUACUGUUGCAGAGGGUUCUGUUCACUCCAAUGACAGUCUGUCGGACUCCAGUCCACCGGGCCCCGGCGUUCCUACUCAGGUUUGCCAACCUGUGCAGACCACAACACAGCAGAGGUCAGUGUUGCAGGCGGUCACUCAGGCAGCCAAGAGAAUUCAGUCAGGCCACGGCAACAAUCUUCAGUCUGUGCACAUUAACCAGGAGGUGGAUCAUGUGUUCUCUGGACAGGUGCAGUAUGUGGACGGAGCAGGAGAUGCAACCUUCAACACAUCCACUGUUCGAUCGAGCAACUACCCUUUCGCCGAGUCGCCCCUCUUCUCCCAGACCCCUCCCACCACCUCCUCCACCUACUACGAGGCUACGCCCAGCACUGAGUCAGACAUCACCGGAGCUGUGACCUCGCAGCCAGUGUCUGUGGCAACAGGAGGAGCCAAUAGCGGGGCAGCUGGUGCCGGUGGAGCAGGCUACAUCAUUCAGGGGGGUUAUAUGUUAGGAGGAGGAGGAGGACAUAGUUACACUAGCCCUAACUCUCGAGCCCCUCCUGCUACUGUGCAGUGGCUGUGUGAUAACUAUGAGGGGGCGGAGGGGGUGAGUUUACCUCGCUGCACCCUCUACUACCACUACCUGCUCCACUGCCAGGAGCAGAAACUAGAACCCGUUAAUGCUGCGUCGUUUGGCAAACUCAUCAGGUCUGUCUUCAUGGGGCUGCGCACACGAAGACUCGGGACCAGAGGGAACUCCAAGUACCACUACUAUGGUUUGAGGAUUAAAUCUGGUUCACCGCUGCUCAGACUCAUGGAUGAGCAACAGCACAUGGCGAUGAGGCAGCAGCCUUUCUCACAGAAAAACAGGAUAAAGACAGUUCAGAAGACACAGGGAAUCGCCAAUGGUACAUCAGGUGGGGCAGGUCAACAGCAGGCAGGAGCAGUCUGUGAUAUUUCAGCCCAAGUGCAACAGUAUCAGCAGUUUCUGGGUCAGGAAACUCACAGUCUCUUAUUAUUUGAUUUCAUUUCAUAUAAAAAUACUUGGACAUGAACCAAGCUAC
Solea senegalensis (Senegalese sole) is the source of this 1570-nucleotide messenger RNA. RefSeq names its product MHC class II regulatory factor RFX1-like. Lineage: Eukaryota; Metazoa; Chordata; Actinopteri; Pleuronectiformes; Soleidae. The transcript is spliced from 9 exons. The record is from RefSeq and is a predicted model, not a curated record. Bases 190 to 1560 code for a protein of 456 amino acids. Gene Ontology annotation, molecular function: RNA polymerase II cis-regulatory region sequence-specific DNA binding; DNA-binding transcription factor activity, RNA polymerase II-specific. Gene Ontology annotation, cellular component: nucleus. Gene Ontology annotation, biological process: regulation of transcription by RNA polymerase II.